Messenger RNA from Maniola jurtina (meadow brown), 2059 nucleotides. RefSeq names its product juvenile hormone esterase-like. The transcript has 3 exons. The record is from RefSeq and is a predicted model, not a curated record. Lineage: Eukaryota; Metazoa; Arthropoda; Insecta; Lepidoptera; Nymphalidae. Bases 13 to 1734 code for a protein of 573 amino acids.
GUGAUAACGAAUAUGUUUUGGCUUGUGGUAUUCUGCUGUUUGUACACAGUUAUAUUAUGUAACAAUGAUGGUUCACGUUUGGUUCACUUGUCUCAAGGUCCAGUACGAGGAUAUAAAGACCCUGAUGAAGGGAUAUUCAGCUUCUACGGUAUCCCAUAUGCUAAAGCGCCGACAGGACCAGAGAGGUUCAAGGCACCUCUACCUGCUCCAGUAUGGUCUGACACUUUCGAAGCAGUGGACAAAGGAAUAGUUUGCCCACAAAGCAAUUUGAUGGGCAUACUUCCGCCAUCUAAUGUACCACAAGAAGACUGUCUCAUAGCAAAUGUUUACGUACCAGAUACAAAUAAAACUAAUCUUCCAGUUUUAAUAAUCGUUCACGGCGGAGCCUAUGCUAUGGGUUGGGGGAAUAUGUUUACUCCGAAGAAAGUAACAAGUACCAAAAAAGUAAUUUCCGUUACAUUUAAUUAUAGACUCGGACCCCAUGGUUUUCUUUGUUUGGGCACAAAAGAUGCCCCCGGAAAUGCUGGUAUGAAAGAUCAAGUAGCGUUAUUUCGCUGGGUGAAGAAGAACAUAAGAAGUUUCGGUGGCAAUCCUGAUGACAUUAUAUUAUCAGGGUUCAGCUCUGGAGCAUCUGCAAUAGACAUUUUAAUACUCUCUAAAAUGACGAAAGGAUAUUUUAAAAAGAUUAUACCAGAGAGUGCCGGGGGUCUUUCUCCGUUUAACGUGCAAUUAGAUCCUAUUGAAAAUGCAAAAAUAUACGCAAAAUUGUUAAAGUUUGAUAAUGUUGAUGAUAUAGAAGCUUUAGAAAAUUUCUAUAAGACUGUUCCUUAUGAGCUCCUGAAUUCUGGAAACGUUAUGGCUUUAAAAAACUCCGGAACUGUUAUGGCACCUUGUGUAGAGCGAGAUAUAGGAGAGGAAAGAUUUCUUGAUGAUAGUCCAGUCAAUAUUCUAAAAAGUGGUGAUUUCGAAAAGCUUCCUACGCUGUAUGGGUUCGUUGAUAUGGAUGGUUUAUUUCGACUUCCACAGUUUUAUCAUUGGAAAAAUGAAAUGAAUGAUUACUUUGCUGACUUUUUGCCCGUAGAUUUACAAUUUACAAACGAAUAUGAGAAACAAAAAGUGGCGGAACAGAUAAAGCAUUUUUACUUCGGCGAUAAACUUGUGGGUGAAGAAACUGUUCUAAAUUAUAUUUACUACUUCAGCGAUGUUUUAUUUGCGUGGCCAAUGUUGAGGUCGGUUAAAUACCAAGUUGAAGCUGGACAUGAUCAGAUAUACUUGUAUCAGUAUUCCUAUUUUGAGGAUAACGCACCUUUCAUUCCCUACACUAACGUACGGGGUGCAGACCAUUGCGCUCAGACAUAUGGAACUUUAGAUGGAUAUUGGAAUAACACAAUCGUUGGUGAGAAAGACGUAUCGGAAGAUAUAAGACAACGAAAAAUUUACAUGAAAAAGAUUUGGCUAAAUUUUAUACUAACUGGGAAACCUAUACCUGAAGGGUCGGGUCUACCAGAGUGGCCGCCAGUGAGCUUCGAUUUGUCGCCUCAUAUGUCCAUCAAUAGAACAUUAGAACUCAAAGGAUCUCUUUUAAAGGAACGUCGUUUGUUUUGGGAAAAAAUUUACGACAAAUACUAUCGGUACCCUAUACCGCCAGUGUUGCCUACCGACUACAAGCAUCUGAACGAUGGCAAAGCCAGAGCGAUAAAUUAUAGUAAAUUACUGAACGAGACCGGGAAGUAAGCGUUUUUUGGUCGAGUGUGAGUUAUUCAUAUUUAUGCAGUGCAAGAGUUGUCCUGGUUGAUGUGAAGGAGUAAGAAAAAGUGAAGGAUUUGAAUUGGGGAUCAGAACAAAAAUAAACAAAAAUUUUAAGAAAAAUCUUUAUUUGGUACUUAUCAAUAUUUUGCGUUGCCUCUCAUAGCCCUAAUUACAUCACGAAGACGAUUCCUCAUGGACCUCAUCAGCUUUUUGAUGAAAUUUUAUAGGAUACCUUCCCAAUCCUCUAUCAAAGCCGAUUUCAGCUCUUUAACACUUGAAGGAGCCGAAUUUCUGGUUGAACUCUCUUUUU